CGCACUCCGCUCGGCGCGGCUGCUCCUCGCUCGCGCCCUAGCCGUCUGCCGUUCAUUGCCGACUUGACCGCAAGAGCGAUACGACGUACUGUCGCUAGCAUAUUUUUUUUCGCAAAACUUUCAACUUUUUCCAAAACUAAAUUACCUUUGGUACAUUAUUUAUUUGCAAUAAAUCGAAGCGGUCAACUACAAAGACGGCGCUCGAUAAUAUUUAUCGCAGUGAUCGCAAAGUUGAUCACAAUUUUAAAAGUCGGCGAUUAUAGCGUUUGCCGUUUUUAGUUGCGCGACUUUUAAAUUCUUGGACCAAAAAAAUUGAAGAUUUUUUGUGGCGUUCUCGAUAUUGUACUUUUAGACGUGAUACGGGAAGAUAUCCAAGAUGUCGAAAAAACACCUGCACAACCAAGCUGCUAUACCGCUCGCUCCUGCGGUAUUUAAGAAACCUCAAUUACGGCCGAUGAUAGCCGAGUAUGAUCCCAAGAAAAAAGGAGUCAAAAAUGACUUGUCAGAUCUUGUUAUGGUCAAAUACAAAGUUGAUCCAAAUGAAAUCCCGGUGGAACAACAGGCGGGGUCUACCCUUCCCCUCAUGGAGAUACCAGGUCGGGAUAUCGAGGAGGAUGAGGACUAUAAUCCGUUUGAACACAGAAAAUUAGCGCAUCCUACAUCGGAUUUGGAUACGCUGAUUCAUCUCCUUAAAGGUUCAUUAGGUAGCGGUAUAUUAGCUAUGCCUAUGGCUUUUAUGAAUGCCGGUCUAUAUUUUGGACUAGUUGCUACAUUCCUCAUUGGAGGAAUUUGCACUUACUGCGUUCACGUGCUAGUAAGAACUGCACACGAUCUAUGUAGAAGACUGCAGAAACCAUCUCUUGGAUUUGCGGAAACUGCUGAAGCUGCCUUCUUAGCCGGACCUCCAUCUGUGCACAAAUUCUCGAGGCUUGCCAAGGCUAUGAUAAACUGGUUCCUCGUGAUCGAUUUAUUAGGAUGUUGCUGUGUGUAUAUAGUGUUCGUUGCAAAAAAUGUAAAACAAGUAGUAGAUUUUCAUGCAAAAGAAAGUGAUUGGCUACCACAUGAUAUGGACAUCAGAAUUUACAUGGCAUCACUUCUACCACUCCUGAUUUUAAUGAAUCUUUUAAGAAAUCUCAAGUAUUUGGCUCCAUUCUCAAUGAUUGCUAAUCUUUUAGUGGGCACUGGAAUGGGUAUAACAUUGUAUUACCUUUUCCAAGAUAUUCCUAGCCUAAGUUCUCGGAAGGCAUUCGCUGGUGUCAAUCGCCUUCCCACAUUUUUCGGUACUGCAAUCUUUGCUCUUGAAGGAAUCGGCGUCGUAAUGCCUCUCGAAAAUAACAUGAAGACACCCACUCACUUCAUAGGCUGCCCUGGAGUUCUCAAUACUGGCAUGUUCUUUGUUGUAUCAUUGUAUGCUUUGGUCGGCUUCUUUGGAUAUUUGAAAUACGGAGAUACUACUUUAGGAAGCAUUACAUUGAACCUGCCAGAGUAUGAAGUAUUGGGUCAAUGUGUAAAGCUUAUGAUUGCCGUAGCUAUAUUUUUCACGUACAGUCUACAAUUCUAUGUACCCAUGGAAAUUAUCUGGAAAAACGUCCGCCAUUGGUUCGGAGCCAAGAAAAGCCUCGCUGAAUACAGUAUUAGAAUUGCUAUUGUAAUAAUGACGGUGUGCAUUGCUAUAGCUAUUCCAAAUCUAGGUCCUUUCAUCUCUCUCGUAGGUGCUGUCUGUCUCUCCUUCUUAGGUCUUAUUUUCCCUGCCGUAAUUGAAACCGUUACCUAUUGGGACCGACCCAACGGCUUAGGCCGAUUCAACUGGGUGCUGUGGAAAAAUCUAUUCCUUGUUUGUUUCGGAAUUUUAGGAUUCCUCACCGGAUCCUACGUUAGUAUUUUAGAUAUACUCAAAGGAGAAGAGUAAGACAGCAACACGAAAGACUAAGAUAGUAUAAGGCUCAAAAGAAAGUUCGAUGUGGGCUAAGUUCUUUCGUAUUUUUUUUCUUGCUUAUCAUUAUUAUUUUUAUACAACUUUAUUUACUAAGUAGAGAAGUAGAGAUUCCUAACAGAUGUUGAGUUUCUGGAAUGCUCAAAUUUAAAUGUUUGAGAUUAGUAUUAUGUACAUGACUUUUAAGUAUAUCGCGUAAAGCGGGUUGUGUUUUUUAUUCGAAAUAUGUUUAGCCCCGAAUCUCUGUAGCCAUUUACAUAGAAUUAAGCAAACUGUAGAUACAUAAAUAUGAAAUGUGUGAGAAUUUUUCUAGUGCAUUAUUAAAAUGUGAUAAAUUAUUAGGUUUAGAAAAGCGUAAAUUUCUAUGCAUAUAAUAUAGAACUUAUGAUUUAAAAAGAAUGUUAUUCGUUUUGAAAACGUUGACAAUAUCAAUAGUUUAAGUAAAAGGGGUUUGGGUACUUUUGUAUGGGCAAGUGGCAUCGUAAUGAUAUUUCGCGGCCAGUGAUGAAACUUGGACAUUUUAAAAGAGCAAUAUAUUGCGUAUACAAGCGUUCAUAUACAACAUAAUAUUGAUUAUAAUUCUUAAAUAAAUAAAGAAAAUUAAAUAAAUUUAAAGUAAAUGAAUAAUACAAAACCAAAUAUCUCUGUUCCUAAUACUUUUCGAGAUUUGUGUCGAUAAUAAAUUCUUGGAUUAUAAAAUAUCCAAGUUUCAUCACUGGCCGCGAAAGUUCAUCACGACGCCAACUUUACCCAAAGCCCCUUGUGUUUCAUCUGCACAUUUCGACAAAAGUAAAAAUGUGUUGCAAUUUUUGGGGGUAUAUUGUCAAAACAUUGUUUGUGAUAUUAAUGCUUACUUAGUAAUGGCAUUUCAAUAACCAAAAAAACAACAUAAUAUACCUAUUUGCUUAGUGAGAAAAUUGUUCAAAUUGAGCAAUAGCUACUAACUUGGAUACUAAGGCAUUUAACUACCAACAAAUAAUGAAGGUAGGUAUGUUUAACUGAGACGUUAAGUUUAAAUUUUAAUUACUUAUACACUUUUGUUUUGAUGUAGUCAGGACUUUUUAUUAUAUUUUGCCUAAAAAUAAUUAAAUUAAAUAUUAAUUUAGCUUAUAAAUAUUAUAUCUACUAGAUAUUCUUUUACCUUCAUUUAAACAAUCACUUGUACAAUUACAGUGUUUUUAUAUUUAUCUGUCUCAUUUUCGAAUUACUUUAUUGAAAAAAUAAAAAAAUAACACUAUUCUACUACUGUCUACAUUCCUGUAAUUGACAUACCUAUCUAUUAAAUACAGAAGCGCUUACGUAGAGUAAGGCACGCCGCACACCAGGCAUACAUUUGUAUCUCGAUAAUUGUGGCGCCACAUUUGAAACGCGACACAUUUAUCGCCCCCAUAUAUUUGUACGCGAGCACGCACACCGAGGAAACAUUUGUAGCGGGCGCACUUUGUGGCGAGACGUUGUCCGCGCUACACGAAUUCAAGAUCGAACACGUUCGUUAUUUGUGGCGCCACACCAAGAAAUCGUCGUCAUCAGACGAUGAUGUCGACAUUCUCAAAGCGGUGCCACGCUACAACCACGCUACAACUGUGCUUCCGAUGUGCGCAUAUACAAUACAUUUGUAGCAAGCUGAAUAAUUGUAGCGCAUUGAUUGUGGCGACGAAAAUGUUCGAUGCAUGUAGCAUGUGGCGCUGGUGUGCGGCGCGCCUAAAAGAGUAAUGUACACGUACGACAAUUCGCUAGUUAGUAAAUCAAAAUCUAAGGCCCGUUCAAGAGACCUAUUAAGUUUAUGAUAUUAUAAAUCCGAGAAUAUUUAUGCAAUAAUUUCAGUAAAAAAAUUGGCAUAUAAAUUGCUCCUUAAAAAAUUGAAAACAUCUAAAUAGUUAUACCUACCUUAAUUGCUACUAUAGGUACGAAUAACUACCUACUUUUUGAAAAUAAAGUCUAAAUUUACUCUGUGAUUAAUACUUAUUCAUAAUUAUUUAUGUAAGGAAAUCAGGCUAUUAAAUGAUGAUGAGGCAUAGAAUAUAAAAAUAUUGUAUUGGAGUAGGUAUGUUCAAUACUAAGAAUGCAUUAAUUUUGUUCAGUAAUAGAUUUGACUUCAAUUCCUAUUUUAUUAAUGAUACUUUUUGUUUAAGCUUGCAUUAAUCCGUUCCAGUAAUCCAAUAAAAUCUCUUCGAUUUUAAAUAUUAUAUACGUAGUUGAUAAUCAAAUUAUGUUCCUUUGAACGAGUCUAUUGAUUGAUAUUUAUUUUAGUUAACUUCCGAGAGAUUGUGAUUUUGAUUGUUUCAAUAAGAUAAUGAUUUAAGUAUUAAACUAUAGGUAACAGAUGGUUCAAUAGAACUGAAUUUAUUUAGGCCCUUUUGCCUAGAAGUAUUUAAUCAAGUGGAUAAUCGUGGUUAUAUUUUUUAAGAUAGCAAUUAUACAACCGAAAAGCUUCCUUCAAUAGACGAAAUUCAAUUAAAGUUCUAGGAAUUUCAUACACAGACUUUGGCACAAAAAAAUAAUUGAAUAUAUACUAAUUUAACGUUGAAUGUAACCAAAAUGUAACAUAUUGCAUCCGAAAAGUCAAUUGACAAUCAGAGUCAUCAGAGUGCACUAUUUUCUAUAACGUUUUAAAAAAGUUAUUUUCUAUAAGUAAACAUAAGUUUUCUAAAAUAUGUAUGAGGAAAAUCAUUCCUAUUGAUAUAGAUGCGUACAGUUUGGUAUAAAGUGCCAGUUUGCCUAUUUAAUCAUGGGAGUGGUUGUUUUGUUACAGUAUUAAAUAAAACAGUUUAAAGGGUA
This is a messenger RNA of Colias croceus (clouded yellow), 4711 nucleotides long. Its product is annotated as proton-coupled amino acid transporter-like protein pathetic. Gene Ontology annotation, cellular component: vacuolar membrane. The transcript has 6 exons. Gene Ontology annotation, molecular function: amino acid transmembrane transporter activity. Gene Ontology annotation, biological process: amino acid transmembrane transport. Bases 377 to 1909 code for a protein of 510 amino acids. The record is from RefSeq and is a predicted model, not a curated record. NCBI's taxonomy places the organism in Eukaryota, Metazoa, Arthropoda, Insecta, Lepidoptera, Pieridae.